Molecule: messenger RNA, 7410 nt
Organism: Bombyx mandarina (wild silkworm)
Lineage: Eukaryota; Metazoa; Arthropoda; Insecta; Lepidoptera; Bombycidae
Gene: egg
Product: SET domain bifurcated histone lysine methyltransferase eggless
Biological process (GO): negative regulation of gene expression; heterochromatin organization
Cellular component (GO): nucleus
Molecular function (GO): DNA binding; protein binding; histone H3K9 methyltransferase activity
Source: RefSeq, a predicted model, not a curated record
CUGAUGAAUAUUGAGGAUAUUGAUGAAGAAUACAAUUUAGAGUUUUCUGAAAUUAAGGAUGAUGAUAUCAACAAAUCAACAGUCCAAGAAGUUAGUUUGAUAAAGUCAAAAGCUGGAGUCCACCCACCUCUUGUAGAAACUGGCACAGGAAGUAAAGUUGAACAGAAAGUACUUGAAUCAUACAGUAGUCGAGAAUCAGGUGAUGUCACUUCUAAUUUGUCUACUGGGAAUACUAAUCCCACAAAAGAGGAGAACGACUCUGAGAAUCUGAAAAAUGUCCAAGCUCUUAAAGAUCAAAGAAAUAGUAGUGUUAUUGAAUAUAAUGAAAUGGCAUCAGAUGUAGACAAUUCGAAUUCAGAAACUACAAGUGAAUUGUUGGACUGUGUUACUGACAUAAGUGGAUCACAAAUUGUGAGGAAAAUUGAUGAAACCGUAGCAGCUGUAAGUGAACCAGUAGGCGAUAGUCGCGAUAACCCCGAUAAUAUUUCAGUCAACAAAUCAAAUCAACAACAUACAGAAAAAAAAUUUGUAACAAACAAUGAAAAUAUAAAAAUAUCCGCUAAUAGUCAAGCAGAUAGUCCGAUAAUUGGGAUUGAGGAAGAGAGUACUGAUGGACCUUGGACAUCAAUAGAAGAAUCAGAUUUGGCAAAUAUUCAUGAAACUCAAGAAAAAACUACAAAGAUAGUCGUCAACCUAGGUGAAAGUCAAUCUGAUAAUUCUGAUAUGGAUAUAACAGGUAAUGUUAGUGAUUUGGCUAAUUCGACUAAAAUGGUACAAGUUGAAGAUGAUCUUGAUAAAGUCAGAACUACUGAAAACAUUUAUGAACUAAAUAAAGUAUCAAUGGCAGAAGACAGGAGUCAAAUUGAAACCAAACUUGAAGUUAUAUCUCAAACUCAAACCACAGAGACCGCAAAUUCUCUAAGGAUGAUAACUAAUAAUGAAAAAGCAGAGGCUAUUCAAAAGACUGAUGUUAUUGGUGACAUUGAUAAUUUUAUUAUUGAUUCAGUUUCAAGUGAAAUAUCAAAUACAGCGAAUAUGGUCCUGAGUGAUGUAACAGACGAAAGUGAUAUCCUUGCAAAUAGUAAAAUUACCAUUGCUGAAGGAACUAAUGAUGAAAUCAAUGUACCACAAGGUGAAUCAGUUUCAGAUAGCAGUGAAGUUAUAACCACAUAUGACGAGAUCUUAAGCUCAAGCUUAGGUAAAAGUCAAGUUAAAAAUAUUACUAACUACACUAAUAUUGCAUUUGAUGCUUCAAACGAUAAAUCUAGAGAGACUCCAGACAACAGUCAAAUCGAAAUUGUCGAAGAUAAUGAUCUACCUGCAACUACGGAACAAAGUAUUUUGAAAGAAUCUAGAUAUAAAGCUUGUGGCAUUAAUCUCGCAGACGAAGCUUUAUCAAACGAAUCUGCUGAUAUAAAAGCUGUUAACAAUGUAGUUGGUAUAAGCUCUACAGGUACUGAUCAUGACAAAUCCAUUGAACAAAGUAGUAUUGUAAUAUACGCUGAAAAUAAAGAACUCACUUUAACGGAUGAAACUAAUAAAAUUACGGUCACUGGUUUUGCUAAUGAUAUUGAAAUGGAGUUAUGUGAAACUGAAGUUUCUAUGGGAAAGUCAGCACAGGAGAAUCUAGUUAAAAAUGAAAAUAUAAGCAGUGAAAGUGUUGUAGAUUCACCACAAAUUCCUGAAGAUAAUCAAAUGAAAAUUAUUGAAGCGAAUAUCGCCGAAGGUGUGGUUUCAGAUACAGCACAACACACACAUCAAGUAUUUCAAUCUGAAGCGAAAACUGAUGAAAAUACACUAAUUUCAAGUGAAAAUCCAAAGGGUAAUCAAUAUGAUAGUAACGUUGAGAGAGGUAACUUUACUGUAAACAUUUCAAAUGAAGCACAGAGCCCUAAAAACAUGACUCAAGAUGAAAUCGAAAUUGUUGCAGAUUCAAAUAAUACUUCAAAUGAAAAUGUAUUAGAGCCAACUGGAGUUAGUAGUGCUAUGGGUGAAAAUUUUAGCCAAAAAGCUGACUUGGAUCUUGUGGUGUCUAGUGAGAUUUCGAAUAAAGAUGAUAAAAUAGUACCAAUCGUUAGUGAAGACCAAAGCCAAGUGAUUACGACUGCAAUUGUCAAUGAGGAUCCCGAAGAGAAUGUCAACGCUUCUAAUGAUAAACUCACUAGUCUGGGUGCUCAUUUGACUUCCCUCGCAGAUGUAUCUACAACUCUGCCAAUCGGGGCAAAUUUGGAACAUGGUUUGAACCGUCCAAAUGCCAUGCUGGAGAUACCGACCCAAGAGUUGAUAGACAUCGAUGAUGCCGAAGACAGCAGUCAAGCGGCAUCUGAUGAUGGGAAUCUCAAUAAUACAAUGAAUAUCACUCAAGAAAUUAAUGAUAGACUUGAUUAUAGGGAUACAGAUAAUAAAGGUCCUAUAGCAGAAAUACUUACUAUAGAUACGACUGAGAUUUCAGAUAAUCCCAUGUGCACUAAGACUUCUGGUCUUACACGAAAUACAGAAAAAGCUGAAAAUCGGUCUGAUAAAGAUGUCUCUAAUGAAAAUGUCACUUCCGAUUUUAAAGCUGAUUUUAAAAAUAGCGAUAGUGAAAAUUCUAAAAAUACUGAUGAUCAUAUGGAUGUUGAUAUGCCUCUAGAAAUAAAUAAUGCUGAACCCAUAUUGACUAUAUCAAAGAACUUAAACCCUGUAGGAAAUGUGUCGGAAAUGAAUCCAAAUGUAGACACGAUAUCUACUCGUGAUUUACAUAUAAAUAAAACAUCUUUGGGCGCUGUGAAAGAUGUUCUUAUAUCAGAAACAGUAGAGCCUAAACCGUCGACUUCAAGAGCAGCAAUGGAACCGGCGGGUAGUCCAGAACUGGAACAAUUGGCUCCUUGUACACCAAUGAAGCAGGACGAACAAAGUGUUCUUGAACCUAAACCAUCAACUUCCAAGGUCAUGGUUGAAUCAGUGUUAUCGGAGGCGACGGACAGUCUGGGGUUGUUGGCAGAGUCAUCGAGGAUGGACGAAGAUGAAGAAGAGCCGGAUGAUGAAGACGACGUGGAGGAUGAGGACGAUUUUGAUAAUGAUGAGAGCAGUAAUCAAAUGACAGCGUAUAAUUCUGAAGACUCAAACCAUCAAAAUUCGGACCCCGACUGCGGAAGGGAACAGAACGAGAGCGGCGAUACGACUAAAGAUGAGAGUGAGAAGGACGGCGUUAUCGCGACGAACCUUAACACAGUAGAGUCUGAAGAGAUCGAAAUACAAGCUGACUCCGAUGAGAAUGUCAGCGAUGAAAAGUGCACGCAAGAGGCAGAGGGCAUCAGCCAAAAAAAUAUCGAGGAGACUGUCGCGGCGGUCCAGUCGAUCAAUGAAAACAAAGAAGUUAAUGACGGUUCAGGUUAUAUCGAGACAGUAAAGCUAUCGGAUACGUCGGACAAUGAGCUCGAUGGAGCUUCGAAGGAGAUCGAGAGCGGUGUGGACGAGGCUUCGGUCGCACGAGACAAAUCUUCGCCGAGUAAGCUGUCCAUGGGCAAGAAAAAGAAGCUGGGGAUAUCUAAAGCUAGACACGUAGUCAAUAUCGUUGAGGUCGAAGAGAGUUCGUCUGAAGAUGAUAUUCGGCCACCAGAAUCGAACGAGGAUCCGGAUCAGCGAUCGGACGUGGCACCGGACGAGGAGGGGGUCACUUCGGUGAACAUCCCCAAGGGCAUCGAGGUUAUGUGCUCCGGGGAAAGUACUUCGGAGCUGGUCGCGAAAGAGGGGGAGAUUGUUAUAAGCCGUGUUCCGAAACCGCCCCCACAUAAACCGGCUCGGUUGAACACCAGUGAAGUUACUAUAAAGACGACUUCUGGUUGUGCAGAGUCAUCUCUCGUCAUACCCGAAACUAAGUUACAGGAAGCGAAGGAAACAGACGCCGAUCUAGAAGUCUUCAAUUUGGACUCUGAUGAUGAAGACGGCUCUGCUAAAGAAUCGUCGAAGCUGGAGUCCGGUCGCUGCUUGAACCCCGCGUGCCCGGGGCGGGAGGCGGCGCAGCUCCGCGCGGACCGGGCCGCCGUGGCGCACUACUCCGCCAAGACCAGCAGGAACGCCUUCAUCUGUCGCCCCUGCUACGAGGUGGUGGCCGUCAGGACAGAGGGUCUCGUGAACGGUCUGAAGAAUUUCACUCCGCUGUUCGAAAUGAAAAUGGAGAAGCAGUCCUUGAACCUGGUGGAGAUAUCGGAUUCCGACUCCGAAGACGAAUCCAGCGCGCCGGAGCAAGCCAAGGAGGUUGUCGGCGACGAGGGAGCCAAGUUACUGGAAGAGCAUCUAGCGAAUUUGAUAAACGAAACUUGGAGUAAAUACAAGAUGGACGCCAGGAUGAACGAGGCUCGCAGCUUCGUGGACCUGGAGGUUCAGAAGUUGGAAAAACAAAGCAAGGAGAUCGACCAGAUGCUGAACGAGUGUCAGGUGGCCACGGACAAGCUGCGCGACUCGCUGUACAAGACCUUCGAGCCGACCAAGCACGACCUGCCCCCCAUUUGCAUCGUGGACAUCGUCGGCUGCUACUACGAGGGUACGGAGCAGUCCCUGGAUGAAGCGAAACAGCGUGCGAACAAACGCAAGCGCACGGAGCCGCUUUGCUCGCAGCCGAAGAAGGCGGCCAUAGCGCUCGGGUACGCCCCGCUCGACGGAGACCACGCGCAGCCGGACGUGACCCAGGAGAAGACCCCAAUAGAAACAGCACCCAACGAGUCGAAGGAAGAUGACAGGGAGGUGUCUGUCGUUCAGUUGUCGGCGGAGGUGGCGCCGCCGGACCUCCCCCCGCCCGGGGAGCUCGUGCGGCCGCCCCUCAAGCCGGGCAUGGUCGUGUGGGCUAUGAAGAACGUCUUCUCCCCCUGGGUGAAGGUCAGGAUACAGGACAUCGCGCCAAAGUCGACCACAAGCGCGUACACGACCUGUACUGUCAAGUUCGACACGAAAACGAAGAACCCGUUCAGGACCCUGAGUGCGAGGUGCCUCGCGCAUUCGGAGCCGCCAAACGCGAGACUCACUAUAGGUACGCGAAUAAUAGCUCUAUUCAAGAAUACCACUAAGAGCAAAAUGGAGAAUUACUACUCGGGUGUCGUUGCCGAAAUACCGAAUCCAGUUAAUAAUUACCGGUACCUAGUAUUCUUCGACGACGGAUACGCCCAGUACGUGGCCCAUCCCGAUACUAGGGUAGUAUGUGAGUGCUCGAACCUGGUCUGGGAGGAAGUGCACGCGUUCUCAAGGGAAUUCGUCAAGCAGUACCUCCUGAGCUAUCCCGAGAGGCCGAUGGUGAGGCUGCAUGCCGGACAGAGCCUCAAGACCGAAUGGAACGGAAAGUGGUGGAUAUCGACAAUUCUAAAAGUGGACGCGUCCCUAGCUCACGUGUACUUCCAGAAGAUAAACAGGACCGAAUGGAUAUACCGCGGCUCCACGCGCCUGGCGCCGCUCUACCUGGAGCUGCAGGCGGCCGAGCGGCAGAGGACCAGGCCGCUGCCCCGGAGCAUGGCACAGAGCAAAGUGAACAUGCCGUACGUCGAGUACACGCGCUCAGAUGAACAAACAAACGAGAAGCAGAAAGAGACAACCGAUCAACCUGAUGAUAUACGCAAACAGCGGGCUGUGGCAAAGAAAUCGACCGCGCAGCCGCAGAGCGCGCCUCCAGUCGAACAACAAGCCAAUUUGGACUCUGUCAUCAGCCGUGUAGUGUACUACACCCCGAAGAACGCAGUGAAACCUCUCAGGAUGACGUCACAUACGUGCGGUCCGAAGUGCAAGAGAACCGACGUUCUGGCUCUGAAAGACCUCAGGACCUACAAUCCGCUCGCGAAGCCUCUGCUCAGCGGCUGGGAGAGACAAAUAGUCCGGUACAAAGGAGUCCGUGACGUGAUGUACCGGGCGCCGUGCGGGCGCCGCGUGCGUGACAUCCGCGAGCUGCACGCCUACCUCACCGCCACCGACAGUGACAUGCCCGUCGACCUGUUCGACUUCCAUCCGGCGACGCACUGCCUCGCCGAGUUCGUCAUCAACAAGUGCAUCGUCGGCAAGAAGGAUCUCUCUCACGGCAAGGAGAACGUGCCCGUGCCGUGCGUGAACUACUACGACGAGACGCUCCCGGAGUUCUGCUCGUACAACACCGAGCGGACGCCGACGGCGGGCGUGCCCCUCAACCUCGACCCGGACUUCCUCUGCGGCUGCGACUGCACCGACGACUGUCAGGACAAAGCGAAGUGCGCUUGCUGGCAGUUGACCCUGGAGGGCGCUCGGACCAUCGGGCUGGACGGCCACAACGUGGGCUACGACUACAAGCGGCUGCUGGAGCCGCUGCCCUCGGGCAUAUACGAGUGCAAUUCGAGAUGUAAAUGCAAACAGACUUGCCUGAACCGGGUGGCCCAGCAUCCUUUGCAAUUGAAGUUACAAGUGUUCAAAACUCAGAACCGCGGCUGGGGCAUCCGGGCGCUCAACGACGUGCCCAAGGGCUCCUUUCUGUGCGUGUACGCGGGGAACCUGCUCACCGAUGCCACCGCUAACUUGGACGGACUCAACGAAGGCGACGAGUACCUCGCCGAGCUGGACUACAUCGAGGUGGUGGAGCAGAUGAAGGAGGGCUACGAGGAGGACAUCUCGGAGGCUGACAAGAAGCUGGGCGCGGUACGUGCACGCCGGCCCUCCGUGGCUGCUGGUGGUGUGAAGCAGGAAUCCGGUGCGAAGGGGGCCAGCUCCGACGAGCACGAGGAGUCCUCGUCAGACGACUACGAUUUCGAAGCCGCCUCCAAGGACGAGUCCGAGGACUGCGACUUCCAGCCGGGGUGCCUGGGGCUGCCCGUCACCAAGUUCAGUAAGAGGUUAAGACAGCGUGCCAAAAAGAAACAAGACGAGGAUAAAGAGAAGUCUUCGAAAGAGAAGGAGAAGGAGAAAGAGAGAGACAAGGACAAGGACAAGGACAAGACCAAAGAACCGGCUCCCGGGGAAGAUUGCAUCACCAUAAGCGACGACGACGAGGUCCGGGAGCCGUCCAGGUUCACGGCGCAGGCCGGGAUGGGCGCCAACGAGUUCGUGCCUAAACACAGGUCGGUGCGUCAGCUGUACGGCGCCGACGAGGCCUGCUACAUCAUGGACGCGAAGGUGCAGGGGAACAUCGGCCGGUACCUCAACCACUCGUGCUCCCCGAACGUGUUCGUGCAGAACGUGUUCGUGGACACGCACGACCCGCGGUUCCCGUGGGUGGCGUUCUUCGCGCUGUGCCACGUGCGCGCCGGGACCGAGCUCACCUGGAACUACAACUACGACGUGGGCUCGGUCCCCGGGAAGGUCCUCUACUGCCACUGCGGCGCGCCCAACUGCAGGGGGCGCCUGCUCUAAUCGGACCCCCCGCCGACUAUACGAUCAUCAGUGGUGUGCUCAAUAAAUAAUACUAAAAUUAGCGUCUUGGGG